Molecule: messenger RNA, 1341 nt
Organism: Saprolegnia parasitica CBS 223.65
Lineage: Eukaryota; Oomycota; Saprolegniomycetes; Saprolegniales; Saprolegniaceae
Exons: 1
Coding region: 18-1289 (423 amino acids)
Biological process (GO): phosphatidylserine biosynthetic process
Molecular function (GO): L-serine-phosphatidylethanolamine phosphatidyltransferase activity
Source: RefSeq, a predicted model, not a curated record
CGAAUUUUCAGCCGACGAUGGCCUCGACGAUGCCAAAGCGCGUGCGCAAGUCCUCGGACGUCGCUGUCUACGGCGAGUACGCCGACUCGGUGCCCGAGAUGGACGACUGGACGACGGCGCCGCAUACGCUCACGGUCGGCUUCAUCACGCUGAUCUUCUUCCUCUACAACAUCUUCCAAGACAACGACCCGAACGCCAGCGCGCUCGACGACCUCAAGCGCGGUAUCUACUUUGCCUGCCUCUUCUUCCUCGUCUACUGCGUGCUGCAGCUGCGCGACGGCCACUUUCUUCGGCCGCAUCCGGCGAUCUGGCGCCUCAUUACCGGCAUCUUCAUUCUCUACGAGAUGCUGCUCAUCGUGCUGCUCUUCCUCAAGACGGACGACGCGCGCGCCUUCAUGAAGCACUUUGACCCGAAGCUCGGCGUCAAGCUGCCCGAGACGGGGUACGCAGACGACUGCCGCCUCUACGUGCCGGAGGCCGAAGACCCGUUCAAGAACCUCCGCGCGACCAUCAUGGACCGCUUCGUUGUCAUGCACUUUCUUGGCUGGGUCGUCGGCGCGCUCAUGAUUCGCUCGUACAACGUAUGCUGGGCGAUCUCGAUCCUCUUUGAGUUCUACGAGCUCACGUUUGCGCACUGGCUCAAGAACUUCAACGAGUGCUGGUGGGACCAAGUGUUCCUUGACGUGCUCCUCUGCAACGCGGCGGGCAUCUGGAUCGGCAUGCGCAUCUGCCGCUUCUUUGAGAUGAAGAACUACAACUGGGUUGGCAUCCGCACGAUCCCAACGGUCUCUGGGAAGGCCCAGCGCAUGAUGGCGCAGUUCACGCCAGUCACGUGGCUCUCGUACGACUGGAAGAUGUUCCGGUCCGCCUCGCGCUUCUGGCAGGUCAUGGGCAUGGUCAUCACGCUCUCGGUCAUGAUGCUCAACUCGUUCUUCCUCAAGACCGUCCUCUGGGUGCCAGCGUCCAGCUACCUCAACGUCGUCCGCCUCUCGAUCUGGUACUCGGCCGGCAGCUACGCGAUCGCCGAGUACUACAUUUUCAUGACGUACUCGGGCCCGGACGUUGUGACGCCCGCCAAGAAGCUCGGCCCCCGCGCCUGGCUCGGCUUUGGCGUCGUCAUCUCGGAGGUCUGCCUCAUCCUCAAGCACGGCACGGGCAUGUUCACCGAGCCGUUCCCGACGACCGUCAAGAUUGCGUGGCUUGUCGCUGGUCUUCUUCUCACGGUAGGCUCGACCAUCUACUUUGUCUGCGUCCACCGCGCCCGCGACGCCGCCAAGAAGCAGCAGUAGUAGUACCCACCAGCUAAUAACAACAACCCUUGAUCUUGCAUCGCUCCAGCAG